GCGGCGCCGUGGGGUCCGGCCAGGUUCCCGGCCAUGUCAGCGCUACGAUACCCGGCGUGCAGCGCUACGAUCCCGGCGUGCAGCGCGGCGCGCAGAGCCGUCUGCGGGGCGGUUGGCCCAGGCGGCGGAAGCCGUGGUGUCUCGCUGUGGGGUUGUGUGUGCACCGGAGGCCGGAGGCGAAAAGUAGGGGUCGACAUGGAAGUGAAGGAUGCCAAUUCUGCACUGCUCAGUAACUAUGAGGUGUUCCAGUUACUAACUGAUCUGAAAGAGCAGCGUAAAGAAAGUGGAAAGAAUAAACACAGUUCGGGGCAACAGAACUUGAAUACUAUCACCUAUGAAACAUUAAAAUACAUAUCAAAAACACCAUGCAGGCAUCAGAGUCCUGAAAUUGUCAGAGAAUUUCUCACAGCAAUGAAAAGCCACAAGUUGACCAAAGCUGAAAAGCUUCAGCUGCUGAACCACAGGCCUGUGACUGCUGUUGAGAUCCAGCUGAUGGUGGAGGAGAGUGAAGAACGGCUGACAGAGGAGCAGAUCGAAGCUCUGCUCCAGACCGUCACAAGCAUUCUCCCUGCAGGCCCAGAGGCAGAGCAGAAGAAAAACACCAACAAUGAUGUGACAAUGGAUGAAGAGGACCCAGCGUAGAAGAGCACAGCUGGCCCAAGUGUCCCGUGAAGUUGAAAGGCCCACCAGCUGUUUCCCAGAUGUUCAGAGGAUUGUUUAUUUGGUUUUACCUUCAACAGGCCUGAUUUCUUGGUUAGUUGGGUAAACCACAGAAAUAAGCCCUUCUCAGAAAUAAGCUAAAAAGAAAUCCUUGUGCCUCUGGGAGAAGGAUCAUGUGGAAGACAGGCUGAGAUUGUCAGGGCAGAAAGCUUAAGAGAGGAGGACAGCAUUGAAAAGGACAAUGACUGUGGAACCCUCUGUGGUAAAAGCAUUUCUUCUGUGGCCUUUGCUACAGUUGUGGGAAGGUCCCUGCACACAGCUGCUAAAAUACUUGUGUUGCUUUUGAUGGGCUGCAUCCUAAUUAGUUUCAUCUGCUUCCCCAGGAACUUCCCAAGCAGGGGGAAGAGCCCUGCUGGGAUGAGAACUGAGUUAUGAGAAUCCAGCUAGAUGGCUAAAAACUCCCAAAGCCGCAAAUUGUUGCUCUAAGUUAAAAUGAGACACUGAACUUGGCUCACCUUAGAGGACUUUUUUCCUUGAAAACAGCAGAGAUAAGAAAAGAACGACCUGGCCGGCCCUUCAUUGGGUCUAAAGGCUCCUUUCCUCUGCUGGCAUGAGCUUUGUUUAUCGGCUCGCUAGUUAGUCUUUAAAGUUAGGGCACCAGCUCACUUCAGUUGAAAAGAGGCGCUCCAGACUGGCAGUGGCAGCAGAAAUACAGCAUCGCCUGCCUUUCUGAUCACCUUCAGUUUCCUGCCCCGUGACAAGUGCUGCCCCCCUUGAGGCCAGGUGAGCUUUAUUUGCACAACAGGCAAAUUGUUUGCAUUUUUAAAAAGGGCACAAUUAUGUAGCUCUUUUCAUGGACAGAAUAUGAAGAACUCUCGAGGUUAAUAAGAAUUUUGAACUUGUUGGCUGUUGCAAGGUUGCAUUAGUUUUUUUGAAUUUAACAUGGUAGAAUAAUUACCACGUGAAGAACUUAUUAAUAUUCAGGCUUUGGAGAGUUUAAUAGCCCCAGACAUGUGGUUGCCUUAGGUCCUAGGAAUAUUGUUAAAAA
This is a messenger RNA of Vicugna pacos (alpaca), 1708 nucleotides long. RefSeq names its product CGRP receptor component (gene CRCP). Gene Ontology annotation, cellular component: RNA polymerase III complex. NCBI's taxonomy places the organism in Eukaryota, Metazoa, Chordata, Mammalia, Artiodactyla, Camelidae. Gene Ontology annotation, molecular function: nucleotide binding. The record is from RefSeq and is a predicted model, not a curated record. Gene Ontology annotation, biological process: transcription initiation at RNA polymerase III promoter.